AUGUCGAACGACCCUGAAACAAAACGAGCUUCAACCGGCAACAAGAUGGUGGAUAAAAAGCGCCCCGCUGUGGGAACACCGAUGCCAACGACGGGAAAGAAGACUCGCUCGGGUGCUCCGGAGGCUACUGAAUGGGAUCUGACGCCGAAUGAAAUGCACCGGUUCAUUCCAUCUGAGAUCCGAGACUAUGUCGGGAAUGCCAAGUCGAAGGAUGACUUUUUCAAUAGAAUGCAGGUGGCGUUCUGCUGCCUAUUCUACCGGUGUCACUACUACUCGGAGAAGAUGAUUCUGGCGGUCGUCAACGAGCUCGAUCCACAGGUCUUUCAACUCUCGGAAGACGACAACAAGAAAAUCGGGAAGCGUUUUGAGAUCCUCCUUACCGAGAUUGCAUCGAUCCAUAUGCGGCUCACAACCUACUUUGUCAAGGAAACUACCAGGGGCAAGACGCUUUCGAAGGAAGUCGCCAGGUGCCGUGCUGCGAAGGUCAAGCUACCGAAACUCGAUCCCAAGGAGGUAUUGGAGGCUUUGCAGUUAACUCCGAGGACAGUGCGUCUCCUGUGGAUGCCGAUCGUUCCCGUUGUGGCCGAGGAGGAGUGGGGACCUUCCGAUGCAGGAGAGUACAUGGUCUAUUUCAGAACUUUGACCGGAAUCUUCCUCGCGAGGAUGGCCAGACUGUUUUCGGAGAGACGUGAACAGCUCACUACCCAUGCUCAGAUUUUGCUCUUUUCCGACAACUCGCAUCCGAAGGCCGACCGGGAGUGGCCUACGUGGAACCUGGAGCGCUCGGGGCUCAAGCACUACGUGAAUGGGGUGUUUCUGACGGAGGUGGACCGCAAGAAGAUCGAUUCAUACUUUUCCCGGCAGGAUAAACUCGUCGGUGCGAAGCGACCGCAAGAUGCGGAUUCUGAGGAUGCAGUUGAUGAGGUAGACAAGGGGUCACCCGUGGCCACGGCCACCGACCUUCUCGGAGGAUCACAGAACGAGGUUACCGGCAGGCCUAUCUAUUUUGGAUCAGAAUUCCGAGAGACCGGCGGCGUCGGUAUGUCAAAAGAAGUGAUGGGCGAAGUUCUUUCGGCGGAUCAGCCUCACAACAACAGCCUUACUGGUGUCCUCCGCGAUACGAUCCACCGUCUCGAGACCCCCGAAGUCGAAAUUGCGGAGAUCGCCGCGUUGGCUACGGUUGGAGUCCGGGGACUUACGAGGUACGCGAUGGAGCGUAUUCUCGCCGAGAGUCAGAUCAUCGUCGACGCCAUCCAUGCCGGCGAGGGCGUGCUGAAGGCCAACAAAGACAAACUCUGGGAGCUGCAGCUAGCGCUUGCCGAACAGGAGAAAAAGGCGGAAUGGUUGCGUGAGCAGCAAGACAAACUCCGUCUCUCAGAUGCCGAAGUCGAGGAAAAAAACCGAGAGCUCGAAUUGAUGAUCAAGAAUAGAAUGCGCUGA
This is a messenger RNA of Tricharina praecox, 1440 nucleotides long. RefSeq lists its product as uncharacterized. Lineage: Eukaryota; Fungi; Ascomycota; Pezizomycetes; Pezizales; Pyronemataceae. The record is from RefSeq and is a predicted model, not a curated record. The coding region runs from base 1 to 1440 and encodes 479 amino acids. The transcript has 2 exons.